Messenger RNA from Parnassius apollo (apollo), 1230 nucleotides. The record is from the annotation of a GenBank genome assembly. Lineage: Eukaryota; Metazoa; Arthropoda; Insecta; Lepidoptera; Papilionidae.
AUGCCGCUACAGCUAUUUCGUGCCAGAAAGGCGCGUGUCUGUAAUGAACACGUGGAGCAAAAUCUGUGGCAUUUACUUCCUGUAGAAGACAACUCUUCUGAGGAAUUCACUGCAGCUCAAAUAAUGACUAUCGUGUCGAUGUUACAAAGACAUAUUACGGAGGAAAUACUUGAUUUUGAGCAGUAUGAAAAUAUAGCACCAGCCGAGUUUCAUACUUGGACAGGACUGACUCAAGAUCAGUUUACUGAAUUAUUAGACAGUUUACCAAGUCUGAGAACUAAAAAGAAUAAAAGAACCGUACUGGCGGCAGUAUUAGUCAAGUUAAGAACAGGUGACUCGAACGCGCGGCUUGCUAAUAUUUUUAAAUGUAGCGAAACAGCGUUUCAUACUCGUACGUGGUUAAAAAUCGGACCCAACGCUCCGUUAGAAGAUUUUGUGCCCUUAAAUGUUGGGUUUGACCAUAUUUCCCGUGAGGAUGUAGCACACAGGAAUCUUUUUCUACCCAACAAUCUGUUUGGGAACCCAUCGAGCCCAGAAGAUGAAAGGAAAGUUAUCACGAUUUGUGAUGGCACGUACAUCUAUCCAUAUCAAAAAAGUGGAAAUUAUUUUUUCCAACGCAAGUCUUACAGCCAUCACAAAUACAGAAACCUCCUAAAACCGUUCCUCUUGGUUUCUUGUGAUGGACACAUUAUCGAAGUUAACGGACCAUAUGCUGCCACCACGUCUGACGCAGAUAUAAUGAAUGAUAUGCUUAAUAAUGCUGACAGUGCCUUCCACUGGUUUUAUAGGAGUGGCGAUGUUUUUAUUCUGGACCGUGGUUUUCGAGACUCAGCAAGAAAUCUGGAAUCUUGCGGAUACGUACAACAUAUGCCCCAAACAAAAUGUGCUCAGUUUACUUUAAUGACUGUAGAUAUGCCAGAGUUUGUAGAUUUUCCAAGAAUUGAUGAGAACGAAUUAUUAUUAUUCGCUCUGGGCGUUUAUCAACUAAAACAGGCCAAAAGCUAUUACGGUGAGUACGUCCUUGACAAUGGAGCAUUCACAAUUGAGCUCAGCAAUGAGUUAUCAAAUGAAGACUUGGCGGAAUUGCAGGGCAAUGAUUUAUGGAUGAUAAGAGGCCGACUGCAAUCGCGGCAUGUUAGAGCAAGACAGUAUUAUGUCUACAUUAUAAUCGGUAGGAUAGGAUCAGGCCGACAAGCAAUCGCUCACUAUUAUUGUUCGUGCAUCAUAUGA